Messenger RNA from Tripterygium wilfordii, 939 nucleotides. RefSeq names its product zinc transporter ZupT-like. Lineage: Eukaryota; Viridiplantae; Streptophyta; Magnoliopsida; Celastrales; Celastraceae. The record is from RefSeq and is a predicted model, not a curated record.
AUGUAUGUUCUUGGGCUGGUGACUUUUGAUUGUGUCAAACCCGACUCCCAAUCUAAAGAUGCUUGGUCUUUUACAGAAGUUGGUGUGAUGCACUGUUGCUUUAAUGUGUGGGUCUCUGCAAUGUUAGUUCCAUUUAAUGCCUUAAUUCCAGUACUGGAUUGCCAGUUACCUAAGCAAAGAAUAUCCUUCUGUAAUUUAAGCUUAUUUUAUUUUAUGUUUGAUAGGUUUUCACAUAUGUUGCACCCUUUCUGUGAAACACUCCUUUCUAGGGCUUUCGUGUUGGGCAUUAAUUUGGCAAUAGCGAUUGCCUUGCACAAUAUCCCAGAGGUAGUCACUCUCUCUUCUUUUCUAGAGGAUUUUCAGUGGGUGUUAACUGUGCUGUUAAGUCUAGAUUCUUUCAAAUUAGCAUCUUCACCUGACACUUUUUUUCUCAGUAGGUGGCAAGCAUUCAAAUUGGCUACGCUCUCUGGUUUUCUGAGCCACUGGGGUAUAGUUGUUUCUUAUAUUUUUCCGAGCAGCUCAAGUCCUGAAAUUCUAGAGGGGCUUCUAGGAUCAGUUGGUGGCGUGAUGGCUUUCCUAACGUUGCAUGAAAUGCGGCCAUUAGUGUUUGCUUAUGCGGGGCAGAAACAAUCUGUCAAGGUUGUGUUCCUUGGAAUGGCUUUCAUGUCCGCAAGUCUCUAUUUCCUUGAAAUCAGCUUACCGAGGACCAUGAGCAGUAACCAUGGAUCAGCCAUUUGGUAUACCAUAAUGUUGUACAUUUCUACACCACUGUAGCGGGUUCUACACCACAGUAAUGGGUUCUAACUUCUAACAUGAUGCCUGCUUUUGUUACAUGGCUCUGAAAACCUGUAUAAUAAUCUCACAUUAUCUAGUGAAAUGUUUCAGAAGUUCAUCUUCGACAGACAUUUGCCUCAAACAAAAGCAAACAGGAUUCAUUCA